Molecule: messenger RNA, 1428 nt
Organism: Westerdykella ornata
Lineage: Eukaryota; Fungi; Ascomycota; Dothideomycetes; Pleosporales; Sporormiaceae
Product: SET domain-containing protein
Exons: 5
Coding region: 1-1428 (475 amino acids)
Biological process (GO): peptidyl-lysine monomethylation
Cellular component (GO): nucleus
Molecular function (GO): protein-lysine N-methyltransferase activity
Source: RefSeq, a predicted model, not a curated record
AUGAUUAGAGAAGGGCGAACAGAGGGCUGGCUCAAGCGGUCCGUGGAAACUCUACCUGCGUGGGCCGAGUUUCAUGGCGUCAAGUUCAACGGAAUCCGAAUUGGGCCAAUGCCAGGCUUCGAACACUAUGGCUCAACCGUCAUAGCAACUCGUCGCCUCGUUGCUGGUCAAGAGGAUCCGCUAAUUGUAGUUCCGAAGGAGCUGAUUCUCUCCCGUCAGAACAUCCAAGAAUGUUCCAAAUCCGAUCAGCACUUGAAGGAAGUCCUUGAUGCACUGGGGGAGUUUGGUCAUACUACUCGAGGCGCCGUGCUCAUCUUCAUGAUCAUGCAAGCCACGAUAUCAUGCCCGGAUAUUAAAGACGUAGGGGUCUUGAACCCGUUGAACGAAUAUAUCAAAUUUCUCCCAGAUGAACUUUUGCCGACUUUCUACUCCGACGAAGAGUUGGAACUCCUCACAGGCACUACGCUAAGGCCGGCAGUUCGUGCUAAGAUGAAUAGCCUUCUACGAGAGUUCGAGCUGGUUCGCACUGCCACCGAGAGUAUUGACUGGUGUUCCAAGUAUUGGUGGAAUGAAGACAAUGGGCUAUUCACAUUCGAGGAUUGGAUGCGGGUUGAUGCAAUGUACAGGUCAAGAGCUCUGGAGUUUCCUGGAGUCGGCGACUGUAUGAUGCCCGUCAUUGAUUUCGCCAAUCAUGCAUCGGGAGAUGAUACGGGGGCGCUGUAUGAGGCUGACAGUGACGGGAACGGACUACUCCUUCUGCGUAGGGAUAUUCCCGAAGCUGGUGAAGUUACCAUAACAUAUGGAGAUGAGAAGGGCGCUUGCGAGAGCAUAUUCUCCUAUGGUUUCCUCGAGCAUAACACCAGUUCGGCAAAGACCAUGUUCCUCGAUUUGGGAAUUCCUGAUGACGACCCAUUGAGACCGGCAAAACUAGCAGUCAAUACAGCUGCACCUGGAUUUCGCUUAUUCGACAAGGAUGAUGGCGUUGACUGGGAGAGUGACUUCGUCUGGCUCGUAGCCAUCAACGAGGAGGAUGGGCUGGAUUUCAAGCUGAAACAGACGGUGGACGGAGGGCGAGAAAUCUCAGCGCAAUGGAAAGAGAAAGAACUCGACGAUACAAGCAAACUUCGAGGUUACCUUCAGGGUGAUCCACUGUGGGAGGUCUAUCAGUUGCGCGCGGUUGUCCUACUGCAAGAUCGGGUUGAGGCCCAACUCCAUACACUGCACGAUUUCGACUUCCCCCCACGCAGAGCCACGGUGAGGGAACGCCCGUGGCAGCUUGCAAAACGUCUACGGGACCUGGAGUCACAGAUGCUGCAAAAGGCGAAGGAAGCCCUGGAAGAGCAGAAAUCUGCGCUUCUUGACUCCAGCGUGGUGCAGCGAUAUCUUGGGCUUAUUGAGGAGGAUGAAGAACCGGUGGAUUUUACCUAG